This is a messenger RNA of Drosophila kikkawai, 2664 nucleotides long. The record is from RefSeq and is a predicted model, not a curated record. Lineage: Eukaryota; Metazoa; Arthropoda; Insecta; Diptera; Drosophilidae.
AUGUUGUGGAUAUUCUUUUUAGCAACUGCAGAUAAAACAGGUGCUGAUAUCGCAGGCUGUGACUAUUUUGACACUGUCAACCUCAACGAGAGUCUGAGGUAUCCAAACGCCUCGUAUUUGUACGAUGGGCGUCUUCUUAUUCCCGCUGAGCUUACGGCUGAGAUCGAUCACAAAGAGCUGCAGGAUGGCACCAGAGUUCCGGUGGAAAGACACAUGCGGGGAUGUGCCUGUAAGCUGUUCACCUGCCUACGCCUUUGCUGCCAACUGAAUCGGACCCUGGAUAAUGGCCGUUGCAAGCCAAGCGCUAAGCAGAGUCAAAUUCUAGAGGUCAUUCACCAAAAUCGCUCUGGGUAUAUCCUUCAGGACGAUCUCCCUAUGCCGUGCGAUGAUGUGCAACCGUUCUACGAAACAUUGAAACCGGAGCUGCAUGUUCGGACACAACGGCUCUUCUGUGUCCAUCCUUACAAAAUCUCUGAGGAGGACGUAGACAUCAUCAAAAUAGUUUCCCACAACUGCACCAUAUCCAUUGAAGAUCCCCAGAAGAUGGGAAAAACUAUUGCGCUGCAGCUAUCGCUGGUUGGUCUCUUAUGCACGAUCUGCGUGUAUCUUUUUCUGGAGGAACUGCAGAAUCUGCACGGCCAGUGCUUCAUCUGCUUCAUGAUCUCACUCUUCAUUGGCUUCCUUAUGCUCUUGCUUGACCUGUGGAAUCUAUCGCGCAACUAUUGCUUGACGGCAGGCUAUCUGGGCUACUUCUUCGUCAUGGCCGCCUUCCUGUGGCUCUCCGUCAUCAGCUUGGGUCUGUGGAGUACCUUCUGCAGCAGUGGGGUCCAGGCGCGUAACCGGCAUUCAACCAAACGCUUUGUUGUCUGCAACGCCUUUGCCUGGGGAGUGGCGGCGGUACUCACUGGAGCUAUAUACCUCAUCGACAAGUUAGUUAACUCUUCGCAGGAGAAUGAGGAGCAUGAGCUCAACUUUCCUGCGGAUUUUGUUAUACAUUUUCAUAAAUUUAUAGUCUCCAGCUGGUCCGCCAUGAUUUAUUUCUAUGGUCCGAUGGCAGUGUUGAUCGCAUUUAAUCUGGUCGUGUUUGCCUUGACGGCCCAUCGUAUUAUGGUGGUGCAGAGGGAGCUUCGGAGUGUCCACAGACAGGACAAACAGCGGAAGUUCCAAUCCGACACUCAGACUUACAGCUUCUUCCUGCGCCUCUUUAUCAUCACUGGCGUCUCGUGGAGCUUGGAAAUAAUCUCCUACCUAGUGCAGAACGUUGAAGUACUGAGGGAGAUAUUCCUGGUGGCCGACUACUUUCAUUGGUGUCAGGGUAUCAUUAUUUUUGUCCUGUUCAUUCUGAAACCCAGAAUCCUGCGGCUGUGCAAAGAAAGAAAUAGGAAUCGUGAUACUGACUUUUCCAAAGAUGAGAUGACGUCCCUUGAUGGGGUGGAGCCUUCAUCUAUUGGCAAAAUGAGCAGGCUGCAGGAAGUGACCCAGCGGAUAUGGGCCUCCGAUGUGGAUACGGGAAAGAUAGGCUCCUUAGAGUUGAACGCGUGGCUGGCUCAGCUUACGGGAAUACCGCUGGUAGGCCUCCGACCAGAGUCGAGGAUCCAAAGGUUGGGCAUUCUGGUUCGCAGCUUCUUCAUCUUGCCCUGCCUCUUCUGCUACGUGUGCUUGGAGAUCUAUGACCUUGUCCUGAACUGGGCGGAUGUGGACGUUAUGACCCAGAACGUGCUGAUGACACUCACCCACGUGGGCUACUGGGUCAAGGUGCUGAACACCUUUCACCAUUACGAAGAGAUCAAGGAGAUUGUCAGGCAGCUGAGCUGCCUCACCAGGGCCUGCGUGCUGUCUGGCCGCCAGAGGAGCACCUUUCAUGACGUAGAGGUGGAGAACAAGCUGGUUUGUCUGAUGUACUUUUGCCUGGUUGUGUUCUCCUCGUCAACGGCCAUGGUCAUGCUACUUGUCGUGCCCGAUGAAAUGGCCGGGCAGCGGUUUCCGUUCCGCGUCCAGAUGCCUGGAUACCUGCCUCCGCUGGUACAGCAGCUGUACAUGGGCCUGAGUGUAAUCUGGAUCUCCUGCGGCAUUCCCACUAUCGACAACAUGAACGUUCUCUUGAUGAAUCAAAUCUGCCUGCACUUAAAGGUGCUCAACAUGGCCUUUGAUGUCUUGGAAAGGGAUAAGCAAGGACAGCGGCUCCAGGUGGACCCUCACAGCUGGCUCCAGUCGAUCGUCCAGUACCAUUGCAGCCUGAUUAGGCUACGUCAGCGCGUGGAGCGGGUGUACCGCCUGCCUAUGAUGUUCCAGUUCGUGUCCUCCCUGGUAGUGGUAGCCAUGACGGUGUUCCAGAUGCUCGUCGGCGAUGGUUCCAACAGCUCGAUGCUCGUCUACUUUAUGCUCAGCGGCGUGCUCUGCCAGAUUUUCCUCUACUGCUGGUUCGGCAACGAGGUCUUCGAACAGAGCAAGACGCUGUCAAGCUCUGGAUUCCGCUGCGACUGGCUCCAGUUUGAUGUUCGAUUCAGGAGGUGCCUGGUCAUCUUCAUGGUUAACGCGGACCGUCCCUUUUUGUUCACCGCGGGCGGAUUCAUGGGUCUGACCCUCACGAGCUUCACCAACAUCCUGAGCAAGUCCUAUUCGGUAGUGGCGGUGCUGCGUCAGAUGUACGGCAGGUCACAGUAG